AUGAGUGUCGCCGUCCAAAUGAUCCGCCCAGCCAUCCGCCAUUUCUCCGUCCGCCGUCCUCGUCCAGACUCGCGCACUUCGCGCUUCGUCACAAGCUCCUGUCUCGUCUCCGCAGUGGUCCUCCCUUUCGUCCCACCAGCUCUAGAGAGCUCUCGCGAAAAGAAGUCCGGCUAUCCCAACCACAACAAAGCGCAUCCCCCGCUUUGCUUCCACGCGCGGUAG
This is a messenger RNA of Aspergillus campestris IBT 28561, 222 nucleotides long. RefSeq lists its product as uncharacterized. The coding region runs from base 1 to 222 and encodes 73 amino acids. Lineage: Eukaryota; Fungi; Ascomycota; Eurotiomycetes; Eurotiales; Aspergillaceae. The transcript is spliced from 2 exons. The record is from RefSeq and is a predicted model, not a curated record.